GUGCCGACGUCAUCUUUCUGCGACUCAACAAGUCGCCAUGGCAUCUGCGAACAAGCGUGGUCUGGAACAUUUGGAUGAAUAUGAGCCAAAAGCAGCAAAAUCAGGCAGACUCAGCCUCCAUGAUCGAAUGGCAGAAAGGAGGCUCAUUGUUAUUCUGGAGGGAGCAUCGCUAGAAACUGUGAAGGUUGGGAAAACGUUUGAGUUGUUAAACUGCGACCAGCACAAAAACAUUAUCAUCAAAAGUGGCAGAGACCCUGGACACAUUAGACCAGAUAUCACACACCAGUGUCUGCUCAUGCUGAUGGACAGUCCGCUGAACAGGGCAGGCCUGUUGCAGGUUUACAUCCACACAGAGAAAAACGCCUUGAUAGAGAUCAACCCGCAGACCCGCAUCCCAAGAACUUUCAACCGCUUCUGUGGCUUAAUUGUUCAGCUGCUGCACAAGCUGAGCGUCAGAGCCGCUGAUGGUCCUCAGAAGCUGUUGAAGAUGAUUAAAAAUCCGGUGUCUGACCACCUGCCCCCCGGCUGCCCGCGCAUCGCCACCUCCUUCUCUGCCGGCGAGGCCGUCAACGCUCGCACCGUGGUGCCAGAGGGCCCCGCGGCGGUGGUGAUCGGGGCGUUUGCACACGGCUCGGUGAAAGUGGACUACACCGAGCAGACGGUCUCCAUAAGUAACUACCCCCUGUCGGCAGCUCUGACCUGUGCCAAAAUGUGCUCCGCCUUUGAGGAGGUGUGGGGUGUUCUGUGACAAACAGAUUGUAAAAAAAAAAACAAAAAAAAAAAAAAAAAACUGGUGAUUCCUCCAGAACAGACACAACUGUCUGUUGUGGGCCUUAUUGGACUAGGAUUACGGGAAGAACAUCUGAGCGUUGCCACAUGAACAACUACAGGAAGCCAGUGGCGCCUAUUCCCACCAUAGAUAUCUACUUUUUCUGUGUGGUUUUCUCAUAAUAAUGAGAAAAUUGUUUUGUCAUCAUGAGAACACAAGAGUCAUUAUCUCAUCGUGGUGAGAUUUACAGUAUCUCUGCACAACAAAACCUGUUUUUUUUUUUAUUACAAUGAGAAAGUGGGGAGAAAAUGUUUUUUUUCUCGUCUGUUCAGUCCUUCAGUCGCUCCGUGUUUCUGAAGAGUGAACUUUUAGCAGCAUUCUGGAGCCACACAUUUCAGUACCACCUGGAAACUACAUAAUCGAUAAUAAAUUGGCUGUAAAAUA
Molecule: messenger RNA, 1213 nt
Organism: Fundulus heteroclitus (mummichog)
Lineage: Eukaryota; Metazoa; Chordata; Actinopteri; Cyprinodontiformes; Fundulidae
Gene: emg1
Product: EMG1 N1-specific pseudouridine methyltransferase
Exons: 5
Coding region: 38-748 (236 amino acids)
Biological process (GO): rRNA base methylation
Cellular component (GO): small-subunit processome; nucleolus
Molecular function (GO): rRNA binding; rRNA (pseudouridine) methyltransferase activity
Source: RefSeq, a predicted model, not a curated record